Molecule: messenger RNA, 327 nt
Organism: Paramecium octaurelia
Lineage: Eukaryota; Ciliophora; Oligohymenophorea; Peniculida; Parameciidae
Source: the annotation of a GenBank genome assembly
AUGCAAGAGUUCAUCUUAUAAACACCAGGAUUAGUUCAAAUGCUUUAUGCAGCCUACUACUUUGUCAAGCGCAUAUAUACUUUAGAAUAGGUUCAAGAAGUAAUAGCCCAAGUGAAGGCUAUUCAAACAAAGGACACGAAAACCUUAGUUGUUUCCCUCAAGCAUGAGUUUCAAUCUGAAUUACUGAGGGAACUCUUUUAUUUCUAUUACAGAGCUCUUAGUUUUUAGAAAGCCUUCCUUAACACCGAAGACUUAUAGGAAGAUGGGGUUGAAUAAGACAUACUUUACUUAGAGGCCCUUAUAAGUGUAAAGCCUAAAGGGUACUGA